CAGUCGCCGGACACCGCAUCGAGUGAGCCGCGAGGACCAUAGAACGCUACCAGAAAAUUCUGGGAGACCGUUCCCUAGCAAGAAGAAGAAAUCGACUUCGGCACCUGGGCGGCUGCCGGCUGGGCACCUAGCGCAGAGCGGUAGAGCCACUUGAGGUCGUUUUGGUCGACGGCGUCCUUGAGCAGUUGAGCGGGCCGCAGCAGCCAGCAGGUAUCCGACGACGUCCCUUCAUGUACGGCGAUCGGCGAGCACGGGAUCAGCUUCUCCGCGUAGUUUGGGGCCGGCCUCCAGUGAGUAGAGCGCCAGGCGCUGCUCGAUUCUUUCACCCGUUCUUUGAUCCAGCUAGGUGCCUAGGUAAAAGAAUGAAUUACAUAAUUAGGUAAUUACCAUUUACCAGCCGUCAAUUGUGUUUAUUUAGGGCAUUGUUAUUAUGUAAUUUUGCAUCUACUUAAUUUCAACCUAGAUGAAGAGAAAAUUCAAGACAAUUGAUUGUUUUUUCCAACGUGAUAAUCCUAGAGUUACUCCUGUCGAAAGUCCUAACCUAACCAAUGUGCAAGAUUCAGAUCCAAUUAAUUUGCAUACUGAGGCAACUGAGCUAAAUCAACAAGAGACUUUAGCCACGACAUUUGAGAGAGACCCAGGUAAACGUGUUCAAAUUUUGAGGCUACCUUUUGAUCAACAAGAUGAAGCUCGGAGAUUUUAUAUAUCUGAGGACCCAUAUCAAGUUAUAUUAGAUGAGUACCCAUUGAAUGAUGCAUCUCAUGCUCGUCGGUUCCAGAGCAAUUGGUUUAAACAAUUUAGUUGGCUAGAGUAUUCACCUCAUACAGAUCGUGCUUAUUGUCUCCCAUGUUUUCUUUUUUCAAAGAAACCAAUUGGAAAGUAUGGAUUAGAUACAUUCACAGUCAAGGGGUUUAACAAUUGGAAAAAGGUUAAUGAAGGAAAGGAAUGUGCUUUUCUAAAACACAUGGCAAAUUCUGGUUCUGCCCAUAACUAUUCUGUUGGCUGUUUCAAUAAUCUGAAAAAUAGUAUGGCUCAUAUUGGCAAGGUGAUGGUUAAAGAAAAUGAGAAAUUAGUUGCAGAAGCAAGACUAAGGCUUACGACUACCAUCAAUUCCAUUAGGUGGCUAACAUUUCAAGGUUGUCCAUUUAGAGGCCAUGAUGAAUCUCAGAAUUCAUUAAAUCAAGGUAAUUUUCUUGAAAUGGUCAAGCUUUUGGCUUCAUAUAACAAGGAGGUGAAAGGAGUUGUGUUAGAAAAUGCUCCAAGAAAUUCCAAAUACACUUCAUCUGAUGUCCAGAAGGAAAUUCUAAGCAUUGUUGCACGGAAAGUGCAAAAAUUAAUAAGAGAAGAAAUUGGCAGUAGCAAGUUUUGCAUCAUGGUUGAUGAAGCUCGAGAUGAAUCUAAAAAGGAGCAAAUGACAAUAGUCAUCCGUUUUGUCAACAAAGAAGGACUUAUCAAGGAACGUUUUCUUGACCUCGUUCAUGUGAAGGAUACUACUGCAUUGACUCUUAAGAACUCAAUUUGUGCUGUCUUAACUGCUAAUAGGUUGAGUAUAGAAGACAUCAGAGGCCAAGGUUAUGAUGGUGCAAGUAAUAUGAGAGGGGAAUGGAAUGGAUUGAAGGCUCUAAUUCUAAACGAGUGUCCAUAUGCAUAUUACAUUCAUUGCAUGGCUCAUCAACUGCAAUUGGCUCUAGUGGCAACAUCAAGGGAAGUGCAAGAGGUACACAACUUCUUUCAGCAUGCAACUUUCAUCAUAAAUGUUGUUAGUUCAUCUACUAAGCGCAAUGAUGAGUUACUAGCUGCACAAGCUGAAGAAAUAGCUCAUGAAUUGAAUUGGGAGAGCUUGACACUAGACAAGGUGCAAAUCAGGUGAGCUCUCUACAGAGGCCAGGGGACACUAGAUGGAGUUCCCAUUACAAGUCAAUUCAAAGCUUAAAGAAGAUGUUUAGCGCCACAAUUUCAGUCCUACGUAGUAUUGCAAAUGAUCGUUCAGUUUCAAAGUAUUCUCGUGGUGAUGUUGCAGGUGCACUACAAAUUAUUAUCAAAUUUGAUUUUGUGUUUAUUUUGCUCAUGAUGGAAAAGAUUAUGAAGAUUACUGAUGUGCUAUGUCAAACACUCCAAAAGAAGUCAAUUGAUAUUUUAAAUGCGCUAGAUUCAGUUUCCAAUACUAAAGUAUUACUUGGUAACUUGCGAAACGAUGGUUGGGAUCCUCUUCUUCAGGAGGUCAAUUACUUUUGUGAAAAGAAUGACAUCGAUAUUUUGGAUCUGAAUCACAAGUUUGUUGAUGUGACCAAAUCUCGAAAUAAGAAUGAUAACACCGGUUUUCAUCAUUAUAAAUUUGAUGUGUUUAAUGUUGCAAUUGAUCAACAACUGAAUGAGAUAGAAGAUCGAUUUGGUGGCCAAGCGACAGACCUUUUAUCACUUUGUGCUUCCUUGAAUCCAAUACUUGGCUCUUUUGACAUAGAAAAGAGAGAGCCUUUUCAGCUAUGAAAUUUGUGAAGACACGUAUUCGAAGCAAAAUGGGAGAUGCCUAUUUACGAGAUUAUCUGGUCGUUUAUAUUGAAAGGGAAUUAGCGACAAUGAUUAGUUCUGAUGAUAUUAUCAAGGCCUAUGAUCUAGCUAAUACACGCAGAGCUCAAUUCAAAAUAACUGAGAUGUAAUUUUAUUUUGUUUGACAAAAUAGAUGCUAUUUUAUUAUACUGUUUUUGUAAUGAAAAUUAUAUAUCAAUAUAUGCAUUAUGGUUGGUUCUCUUGUCA
Messenger RNA from Zea mays, 2754 nucleotides. RefSeq names its product zinc finger MYM-type protein 1-like. Lineage: Eukaryota; Viridiplantae; Streptophyta; Magnoliopsida; Poales; Poaceae. The record is from RefSeq and is a predicted model, not a curated record. The transcript has 4 exons. Bases 464 to 1870 code for a protein of 468 amino acids.